Molecule: messenger RNA, 1242 nt
Organism: Aspergillus puulaauensis
Lineage: Eukaryota; Fungi; Ascomycota; Eurotiomycetes; Eurotiales; Aspergillaceae
Exons: 4
Coding region: 1-1242 (413 amino acids)
Biological process (GO): carbohydrate metabolic process
Molecular function (GO): polygalacturonase activity
Source: RefSeq, a predicted model, not a curated record
AUGCGUCUCUUCACUACUGCCGUGAGCUUCGCAUCCUUAGCUGUUGCAUCUCUCCAAAUUGUCUCAAAUAAUGGCCGGCCCAUCUGUAUCGUCAAGCCUCUAGGACAGCAGCAGAGCGAUGUCCCUAACAUCCUGCACGCAUUCCGCAAAUGCGGCCACUCCGGCACAAUCAUCUUCCCAGAGAACGAAACAUACUGGAUCGCAGAGCGUCUAAAUCCACAUGUGCAAGACGUUACAAUCGAGUGGAAGGGCACAUGGCUGUUCUCCGACAACCUCACCUACUGGCGAGAAAACGCCUACCCGAUAAGCUUUCAGAACCAUGCAGCCGGAUUCAUCCUCUCAGGUAGUGACAUCCGCAUCGAUGGCCACGGAACCGGUAGCAUCAACGGUAAUGGCGACACUUGGUAUACAGCCGAGGCUGGGAAGACGCAGCCCGGACGUCCCAUGCCCUUCGUCCUAUGGAACGUCACCAAUGUGCAAGUCUCCAAUUUUGCAAUCGAGCAGCCACAGCUAUGGUCAAUCAACAUCAUGAACGGCACGAACAUGGACUUCACCAACAUCACAGUCGCCGUAAAUGCGACCUCUGCUCCAGAGGGCGAGAACUGGGCACAAAACACAGACGGAUUCGACACAAUGGACGCCACCAACAUCACGCUCCAGAAUUUCACCUUCAGCGGCGGCGACGACUGCAUCGCCAUAAAGCCUCGCUCGUCAAAUAUCCACAUAUCAAACAUAACCUGCAACGGCGGAAACGGAAUCGCUAUCGGCAGUUUAGGACAAUAUCUUGAAGACUCAAGCGUUGAGAAUGUCGUCAUCGAUAAUGCUAAAGUGCCCGGUACCCGUUUCGGAACGUACAUCAAAACGUGGGUUGGCGAGCUCGUUCCAACAGACGACUACGAGUCUGGGUAUGUUCCUCGCGGAGGGGGAUGGGGUGUUGUGAGGAAUGUUACGUUUUUGAAUAUUGAUGUUGGGGAUGCGCAGCGUGCGGUCGUGGUUACGCAGGAUAAUGGGGAUGAUGAGACGUCUAGAGGUACGAGUAAGAUGGAGAUUUCGGGGAUACGCUUUGAGAAUUAUACAGGGAUGCUGGGAUCGAGUAAUCAGGUCACUGUCAGUUGUAGCGAGGUGCAUCCUUGUUUUGAUAUUGACUUUGAAAACUUUGAUGUCCUGACAGAGGAUGGGGAGAUUACUGGGAGCUGUAAGUGGACGGUAGAGGAGGGCGUUACUGGGCUAGAUGGUUGUUAA